GUGCACGCGCAUUUGUGUGUGCUGUUUUCCUGCUGUACGCAUGCGCACUAGAAGAUUCAGGGUCACAGACUCCAGUGUGAUAAUGUUGGGAAGGUAACCGGGACAACUUGCGGUCUGUUUCCCGGGACUGUCCCCGGUCCUGAAUGGAAAAUGGGACGUGCAAAGAUUCAAGUUAUCUUGAACAACUUUCACCUGGAGAAAGGUGUUUUUGCUGCGACACCGUAAAGUGCUGCGUAUUGUAAUACAACUGCGCUUUCUAACAGCUAUGGCGUUCCAGAGAGCUGAGGGGAUGUCUAUUAUCAAAGCUCUGGCGAUGACAGUGGCAGAGAUACCUGUGUUUCUUUAUACAACCUUUGGACAGUCCACUUUCUCUCAGCUGCGGUUGUCUCCCGGGCUGCGUAAGGUGCUAUUUGCCACGGCGCUUGGUACGGUAGCACUGGCCCUUGCUGCUCACCAGCUGAAACGGCGAAAGCAUAAAAAGAAACAGAUAACCGCUGACAAUGGAGGCCUGAAGCCGGGCGGCAUUCCAAGCACAGUCUUACCUGUCAGACGCACCUCUUCAGUAAAGAAAGGAUACCCACGGAGGGUGCAAAGUCCUAGCAGUAAAAGCAACGAUACCCUGAGUGGCAUUUCUUCUCUGGAGCCAAGCAAGCACUCCAGCUCCACACACAGCCUGGCAUCGGUAGUUGCUGUGAACUCCCCUAGCACAAAUGCCUUGUCUUCAGGACCCUGGAGUUCCCGGGAAAUUGAUGAAGAGUUAACUGGUGGAGACGCCAAUGCUGAAAACCUUUACAUUCAAGGCAUGGAGCUGUUUGAGGAAGCCUUACAUAAAUGGCAGCAGGCGCUGAACAUUGGCCCGAGGUGUAGCUCCAGCACCCCAACCACCCAGAUCACGGAGCUGCUAAAUGACAGCCUGUCUGAAGAUGUGGCAGAGGUCCCACAGAGAGAGCUUUCUAGCAAAUUGGAAGCUCUUCUGCACCGCGCCUACAACCUUCAGGAAGAAUUCGGGACGAGCAUUACAUCAGAAAAUGCGCUCCUGGACCUGGAAGGAGCGCUGAUGUUUCCCAUGACUGAAGGAGGAAGAACACUGCGAAUGGAUGAUGACAUGAGUACAAUUUCUGAUGAUUCCUUCUUCUCAGCAGCCGAGCUUUUUGACUCUCUGCAACUGAGCGAUAUUCCGUUUCUGCCAAGCAAGUCAGCGGCUGCGUAUGAAGAAGCUCUGAAGCUGGUGCAAGAAGGGCAGGUUUCCUGCAGGACAGUUAGGGCUGAACUGUUGGGCUGCUAUAGCAAUCAGGAUUUCCUAGCAAAACUGCACUGUGUACGUCAGGCUUUCCAGGUUUUACUUCAGGAUUCAGGCAACCAAAUGUUCUUUGGAGAAGUUGGGAAACAGAUGGUGUCUGGGCUCAUGCUAAAAGCUGAGAAGAACCCAAAGGGAUUUCUGGAAAACUACGAGGCAAUGAUGCAAUACACUUUACGCGAGGACACAUGGCCAACCACUCAGAAGGAGCUUGAAGGACGUGGGGUGGUGUGUAUGAAUUUCUUUGACAUAGCCAUGGACUUUAUACUCAUGGACGCCUUUGAAGAUCUAGAAAACCCACCGAUUUCUGUUAUCGCUGUGCUGCGGAACCGCUGGCUUUCUGAUAGCUUCAAAGAGACUGCACUGGUGACAGCUUGCUGGUCAGUCUUAAAAGCCAAAAGGAGACUUCUAAUGGUUCCAGAUGGCUUUAUCUCCCAUUUCUACUCCGUAUCGGAGCAUGUUAGUCCUAUACUGGCAUUUGGGUUUUUGGGACCUAAAGAAAAUUUGACUGAAAUCUGUACUUUCUUUAAACACCAGAUUGUGCAAUAUUUGAAGGACAUGUUUGACUUGGAUAAAGUCAGAUACACCUCAACCCAGUCUUUAGCAGAAGACAUUCUACACCUUUCCCGUAGACGGAGCGAGAUUCUCCUCGGUUACUUGGGUGUGGAUUCUGUAAGAGAAAUGAAUGGCGAUGUGUCGGCUGAACUCUGACGGAGGUUAAUUUCUGACCACCUAAAACUCACACAGCACAAACCUGGGAUAGCGUUAGCCACGCCUUAGUCCACUAAUGUCUUUGAAGAGAGAAAAAAAAAGGUUUCUUGGAAGCUAAAAUAAGAUUACAGCAUAAAAGCCUUAUUAAUUGUUAAGGGAACAGCGCAAUACAAAAAGUGCACAUUCUUUACUGGAUGCCAACAAGAAGAGUUCACGCCUUUGCAAAUACUUUGUGCUUUGAACACUUUUUUUUUUUUUUUUAAACUUUAUUUCAGUCCAAACCGUUUUACUAACAGAAUGUGUUUUAACUUUGAAUUUUUUUUUUCUAUUCAAUCACAGUUCCACAAACUAAAUGUAUAUAUAGAUGUUUUUAUUAUCUGAUUACAUAAAAUGUGAAUAGACUUUAUAUAUGUUACAUGAAGAAAUUCAAUUUAUCAAGGUAAAACAAAUACAUAGCAGAUCAAAUCUGUGUCUAUAACAUAUAUUGAGAUAUUACUAAUAAACCAUAUCGGAUACUCUACCCUAAGCAUGGGCUGUCUAGAACAGGGUUCUUAAAACUUUUUACCCCAAGACCCAGUACAAUGAUACCACAUACCUUUGCAACCCUUUUUUAGGCUUGGUCUGAAGAUUUCUGAAGUAAUAUACAACAAGAUAGCUGAAAAAUGCUGGCAAAGUAAGUAAAAUGUGUGCAUACUUUAUUCCUGAUUGCAGUCAAACUUAGUGUUGUAAAAGGUAACACACACUCUCGUAUACAGUACAUGCAACACACAUACACACUCUCAAUACACACACUCAUAUUAAACAUACACAACCAUACAACACACCCCACAUGCACUCUCAAUAUACACACCCACACCACACACUCUCUCAUACAACACACCCACACCACACACUCUCUCCACACACUCUCUCAUACAACACACCCACACCACACACUCUCUCAUACAACACACCCCACAUGCACUCUCAAUAUAAACACCCACACACUCUCUCAUACAACACACCCCACAUGCACUCUCAAUAUACACACCCACACACUCUCUCAUAUAACACACCCAGACCACACAUUCUCUCAUACAACACACCUACACCACACAUUCUCUCAUACAACACUCCCACACCACACACACUCUCAUACAACACCCACACCACACACACUCUCAUACAACACACCCACACCACCCACUCUCUCAUACAACACCCACAAGUUGCGACCCAGUAAUAGGUCCCAAUCCAUAGUUUGAAGAACCCUGAUCUAGAAGAAAUACUGUGUGAUACUUUUUUAGACUUAGCUGAAUGUGUUUCUGACAUUUACAAAUCUUUCUGUAUACCCACGGUGGGUGAGAUUCUUCCAGGUCACCUGCUGGUGCUACAGCUAUGAGAAUGUAACGGAAAGAAGAAAUACAAAUGAUCAUCUUCAUAUAACAGUACAAUGGCAGAAUAAAAGCAGAAUACAAUCAUUUUAACAAAAACUUAAAACAUACAGCAGUGUAGAGGUUUUUUCCCCCUCCAGUACAAGUCGGGGGUCUUUACUGUAACUUUAUAUGAAUGAGCACACAUAGGAGUGUGCUGGGUGGUGCGAUGCUCCGUGCGCCAUGAAACAAGCAGGUCUUGUUUAUACUUCUACAGCAGCAUCACGCAGACACAGAGCUUAAAGGGACACUGCACUCAUUAUUAAAUGUAUGAAGUAACUUCUGUAUAAAUUUGAGAUGCCAAACUGAUGGCACGUGCACAAUUUGCAAUCUUAAAAGUCUUUACCCUAAUGAACUAUUACCUGCUCAGAUACAGUGGAGGGUUCUAUCUGUGUGUGGGGUAUAGCUGGUUCUUAUGAAACAAAGCCUGCUAAUACUGCAGUAGUCAAUACCAUCUGCUAUGCCCUAACAGUCAUUUUCCUGGUGUGUUUGAUGAAUACAAAUCUAUGUAUUUAGUUGGCAGAAUUGCUAAUGUAUCACACACAUAAUUUGCUUUUUCGUCUGCUAAUGUUUAGUCUCGUUCAGUUGCAAGAAGCUGUGUUUUAUUCCUGUCAAUCACUGAGUUUUCACCCUGUGUUCCUUGGUUGAAUAAAUCUGAUUAUUGACACUAAUUUGCUAAUAAAGAGGUUUAUACAGACUACUUGUACAAUACAAGGAAAUACUGCUAGAUCUAGAACUGAAAUCUAAAGCUGAUGGUUUGUCUUCAUUAAACUGAUCAAUAUUUAUAGUAAUUGUGAAAA
Molecule: messenger RNA, 4220 nt
Organism: Bombina bombina (fire-bellied toad)
Lineage: Eukaryota; Metazoa; Chordata; Amphibia; Anura; Bombinatoridae
Gene: MIGA2
Product: mitoguardin 2
Exons: 16
Coding region: 266-2008 (580 amino acids)
Biological process (GO): mitochondrial fusion
Source: RefSeq, a predicted model, not a curated record